ACUUCCAAGAUGCGGAGCAUAAUGAAAUCCUCAGUUGCUUUUGUUUCCUUCCUCUUCACCACAUCAACUAUUGCCUCAGACCAACAGCCUUUUCAAUUCGAAGCUAUGGCCGCCCCAUCACACACUCUACCGGCUCUUCCAUACGCCUACGAUGCACUCGAGCCUCACAUCUCAGCUCAAAUCAUGGAGCUUCACCACUCUAAGCACCAUCAAACAUACGUUACCAAUCUGAACGCAGCCAUGAAAACCCAAGCCGAAGCAGUGCAUACAUCCGAUAUUCCAACUCAGGUCUCACUUCAAGCUGCCAUAAAAUUCAACGCCGGUGGUCAUAUCAACCACUCUCUGUUCUGGCAGAAUCUCGCGCCCGCCAGCUCUCCCGAAGCAAAGCCAUCUUCAGCGCCAUCACUUGUUUCCCAGAUCAAGUCAACUUGGGGUGAUGAGGCCGCCUUCCGGGAGGCUUUCAAGGCAGCUCUAUUGGGAAUACAGGGCAGCGGUUGGGGAUGGUUAGUAAAGGUCGAGACGGGCGCAGAACAGAGGCUCGCAAUCGUGACGACUAAGGAUCAGGAUCCCGUGGUAGGCAAAGGCGAGGUCCCAAUCUUCGGUGUUGAUAUGUGGGAGCAUGCGUAUUACUUACAGUACUUGAACGGCAAGGCCGCGUACGUGGAGAAUAUCUGGAAUGUGAUAAACUGGAAGACGGCUGAGGAGCGUUUUUUGGGUACGCGCGCAGAUGUAUUCAAGCUGCUGAAGACAUCGAUCUAA
Messenger RNA from Periconia digitata, 759 nucleotides. The record is from the annotation of a GenBank genome assembly. Lineage: Eukaryota; Fungi; Ascomycota; Dothideomycetes; Pleosporales; Periconiaceae.